AUGAGUGAGUUUUUGGAUAUACCGUACCCAAUGGCUGAUAAUAUGACUGAUUUAGACACGUUGAUAGACGAAAGGAUAAAUUCAUUAAUCAAGAAGGUAUUCCAAGAGACAUCGCCUUCACUUACAAGGACGGCUCAGAGAGGUUCAGGAGGAGGUAGUGGCUCUGUUGACGAUAGGAUCAAGACUGGUCAAGUUAUGAUCCAAUUCUAUGACGUAAUGAAGAAACAGAAAAGGAAAAGUGGAUGGUUCGGACUGACGAAAGAAGAAAAUGAAGAGCAAAAGAUAUGGGAAUCUUGGAUAAUUAAUGUCAAUUGCAUUCCGAUCGAUGAGAAAUCAAGUGGCAAUGGUGGGAAUAACCAGCAGCUGCUACAGCAACAGUCAAAGAAUGAUGCGGACACCAGUAGCAGAUCUUCUGCUAUAGAUAUAUCUAUAACAUCGUUUGAGGAAAAUCUUCACACAAUAAUCGAUAUUGCUGAUGCUCACAAGGACCAUAUCCCACCCAUAAUGUCAUUGGAAAGCUCUCCUUUUCCCUACAGUAUAGAUGUGGGAGAAACGAUAUCAAGGGGAGCGAAUUAUACUACUACUGAGGAAGAGAGUUGGGGAAAGUACAUCAAGAAAAUGUUGGAUUGA
This is a messenger RNA of Dujonia railenensis, 630 nucleotides long. The record is from the annotation of a GenBank genome assembly. Lineage: Eukaryota; Fungi; Ascomycota; Pichiomycetes; Serinales; Debaryomycetaceae.